AACUAGCUCGUUUUAUCAGCGCUCUUUGAUUAAUAUGGAUUUGGUAUUUUUUGUAUUAUUACAUUUGGUUCUCACAUUUAACCCUUGUUUUAAUAAAAAAUAAAAAGAACAUUAGUAGUACAUAAUUACGUCAUUCAUGUCGUGUUCAUGUCAUUUAAGUGAUAGAAACUGGCAUAAUACACCUAUUUAAUUACAGCAAUACAGUACUUUCGUAAGUACAUAUUAGCAACUUAAUACCUAGUGUAGAUUAGCUAAUUAGUACCUAUUUAUAACUCAUAUAGUUUACCAAGGAUGAUUUUAUUAAGGGCAUGUCACGUAAAGUUCUCCAUGAGCACUAAACUAUUAUUAUACUUAGUACAUGACAAAAACAAGAGAUAUGAGUACACAGUAAUCUGCAACCGUGUUCUGUUAAGAUAUAUUAGGUACCUUUGUAUCUACCUAUUCUGUUUACAUCUUGUACAAACAUUUAUUAGUGAUGACCAAUACAUCGAUAGGACGAGUCGUUACAAGGUCAAGCAUUACCGUGGAAACUACAUGGUACACAAAAUGCUGGUAAUACACCCUUUAGGCCUCAGUCUGUGGUCAGCCUAGCGGUCAGUGGGUUACAGCGAAGGGGCGCUUACGAUAUGCACUACAUAAAUUGUCAUCAAUAGAAGCGAUGACUACUUUCGUUUCUCUUUUACUACUGUUCUCGUCUUUUCGCAUCGUUUUCGCUCAAACUACUCAGAAUAUUAAUGUCUUACUGGUCAACGAAGAGAGUAACGCUUUAGCUGAGAAGGCUUUCGAAGUAGCUAAAGAAUAUGUAAGACGCAACCCUAGUUUGGGACUUGCAGUGGAUCCUGUUAUAGUCGUGGGAAAUAGAACGGAUGCAAAAGAAUUUUUGGAGAAUGUUUGCAGAAAGUACAAUGAUAUGCUUUCGGCGAAAAAGACUCCUCAUGUAGUUCUCGACUUUACUAUGACAAAUGUGGGUUCCGAAACAAUAAAGUCGUUCUCAGCUGCUUUGGGCUUACCAACAAUAUCGGGAUCUUUUGGACAAGUUGGGGAUUUGAGACAAUGGAGAGCACUGAAUCCCAACCAAACAAGGUUUCUACUGCAAGUGAUGCCCCCUGCUGAUAUCUUACCGGAAGCUAUUAGAGCAGUUGUUACAAAGCAAGAUAUUACGAACGCUGCCAUUAUUUUUGAUGAAUUCUUCGUCAUGGAUCACAAAUACAAGUCGCUUCUACAAAAUAUACCAACGCGACACGUAAUCACACCGGUGAAGAGUUUUGAGGCAAACGAAAUUAAAACCCAACUCGAAAGUCUCCGUAAUUUAGAUAUCGUUAACUUUUUUAUUGUUGGAAGCUUAAGAACUAUAAAGAAUGUUCUAGAUGCUGCCGACAAGAAUCAGUAUUUCGGCAGGAAAACGGCAUGGUUCGCUUUAUCUUUAGAAAAGGGAGACAUAAGCUGCGGUUGUAAGAACGCUACCAUCGUCCACAUGCGACCAACGCCAGACGCGAACAGCAGAGAUCGUUUGGGAAAGAUCAAAACCACAUACAGUAUGAACGGCGAGCCAGAAAUCACAUCCGCCUUCUACUUCGACCUGUCUCUGCGAACGUUUUUAACGAUUAAAUCACUGCUGGACUCUGGCAAGUGGCCAAACGACAUGAAAUAUAUUACAUGCGACGAUUACGACGGCAAGAAUACACCAAACAGGACCUUGGAUCUUAAAACGGCUUUCCAAGAGAUAAAAGAGACACCAACAUAUGCGCCAUUUUUUAUACCCCAAGAUGAUCCCAUGAACGGAAGAAGCUAUAUGGAGUUCAGCACCGACUUGUUAGCGAUCACGGUUAAAGACGGUGCAUCCAUAAGUAGCCACUCACUGGGUUCCUGGAAAGCUGGCCUCUCCUCGAACCUAACCUUGACUGACCCCAAUAAUAUGAGCAAUUACUCGGCGCAGUUAGUGUAUAGAAUCGUUACAGUGGAGCAAAAACCAUUUAUUGUUAGGGACGACAAAUCACCAAAAGGUUUUAAAGGAUAUUGCAUCGACCUCAUUGAGGAGAUAAGACAAAUUGUAAAAUUCGAUUAUGAAAUAACUUUAGCUCCUGACGGAAAUUUCGGUACUAUGGACGAAAAUGGAAACUGGAACGGGAUUAUAAAGGAACUGGUCGAUAAGAAAGCAGAUAUAGGACUGGCUUCGUUGUCCGUCAUGGCCGAGAGAGAAAAUGUCGUUGACUUCACCGUCCCGUACUACGAUUUGGUGGGAAUAACAAUAAUGAUGAAACUGCCGAGAACCCCGACAUCUCUUUUUAAAUUCCUAACAGUUUUGGAGAAUGACGUUUGGCUAUCGAUAUUGGCUGCGUAUUUUUUCACCAGCUUUCUUAUGUGGGUAUUCGAUAAAUGGAGUCCAUACAGCUAUCAGAACAACAGAGACAAGUAUAAAGAUGACGAGGAGAAACGAGAGUUUACUCUCAAGGAGUGUCUCUGGUUUUGUAUGACGUCACUGACCCCCCAAGGAGGUGGAGAGGCACCGAAGAAUCUGUCUGGACGACUGUUAGCCGCUACGUGGUGGCUUUUUGGUUUCAUCAUAAUAGCAUCGUACACGGCGAACUUGGCGGCUUUCCUGACGGUCUCCCGAUUGGACACGCCUAUAGAGUCGCUGGACGACCUGUCCAAACAGUACAAGAUACAGUAUGCACCGCUGAAUGGCUCCUCAGCCAUGACCUACUUCCAGAGGAUGGCUAAUAUCGAGGAGAAGUUUUACGAAAUAUGGAAGGAAAUGAGUUUGAACGACAGUUUGAGCGAAGUAGAGCGCGCGAAACUGGCUGUUUGGGAUUAUCCGGUUAGCGACAAAUACAGUAAGAUGUGGCAGGCAAUGGAAGAGGCCGUUCUGCCGAAUACCAUAGACGAGGCUAUACAAAGAGUGAGGGAUUCAAAGAGUUCCAGUGAAGGUUUCGCUUGGCUCGGCGACGCGACUGAUGUGAAGUACCACGUGAUGACCAGCUGUGACCUGCAGUCAGUCGGAGACGAGUUCUCGAGGAAGCCGUAUGCUAUAGCCGUGCAGCAGGGAUCCCCGCUCAAAGACCAGUUUAAUAACGCUAUCCUACAACUGCUAAACAAACGCAAAUUGGAAAAGCUCAAGGAAAUCUGGUGGAACAACAAUCCUGAGGCAAAGAAAUGUGAGAAACAGGAUGACCAGUCUGAUGGGAUCUCUAUACAGAAUAUAGGGGGCGUCUUCAUCGUGAUAUUCAUGGGGAUAGGCCUGGCUUGUAUAACUCUUGGCGUCGAGUACUGGUGGUAUAAGUGGAGGAAGAGGCCUGCUGUUGGGGAUGUUACACAGGUGGAACCCGCCAAGUCAACCAGGAACAACGUUGACAAGCAAGAAGGAUUUAAUUUUAGAGCUAGAAAUAUAGGGCUUACCCUCAAAUCUAAGUUUUAAUGUUUUAGUGCAAACUUUACGCUUUAAAUCUCUUUCUUUUGAAAGGUAUCUCUAGUAUUUUCCAUGUGUUCAGUGAUCUCAUUUUUAUUAAGUGUUUUGUAUGUAGGUCUGCCCCAAUGUAUGCAAGUGUGUCUGCAAUAAAUAAUAUAAUCAAA
Messenger RNA from Trichoplusia ni (cabbage looper), 3570 nucleotides. It is a transcript of the gene Ir25a, whose product is annotated as ionotropic receptor 25a. The record is from RefSeq and is a predicted model, not a curated record. NCBI's taxonomy places the organism in Eukaryota, Metazoa, Arthropoda, Insecta, Lepidoptera, Noctuidae. Gene Ontology annotation, biological process: synaptic transmission, glutamatergic; modulation of chemical synaptic transmission; monoatomic ion transport. Gene Ontology annotation, molecular function: transmitter-gated monoatomic ion channel activity involved in regulation of postsynaptic membrane potential; glutamate-gated receptor activity. The coding region runs from base 659 to 3415 and encodes 918 amino acids. The transcript is spliced from 12 exons. Gene Ontology annotation, cellular component: postsynaptic membrane; plasma membrane.